AUGAUUGUGAUCAGAGGGAUGAGUGGCAAAGCACGAGCCUCGCCGGCGGCGGUGAAUAAUUCGCAAUUGGAUUAUCCUGAGCCAUAUCUGGGAAUCGCCAAGAGAGCUCGAUGGUUCUCCUCGGACAGGCAAGCUUGGACAUCGAGGAAUGGAUGGGCCGGCAGUGCUGUCGAUGCCGCCGCUGACUUCUUCACAGAAAUCGGCACAAUCACCUCAACCGCAAUCCCAUCCAAAACAGAAUCAGGUGGGUACCGUGUCGCUUUACGGGAUCCACAUCGUGUCGCUGGUGAUCGAGGGCCAGGAGAGCUGUGCCUCGCGCAGAUCAGCAACACCCUGCUGAAACAAUUCAGCUACAACGAGAUCCACAAUCGCCGAGUAGCGUUGGGCAUCACUUGCGUGCAGUGCACUCCGGUGCAGCUGGAGAUACUUCGUCGUGCCGGCGCGAUGCCGGUGUCAUCUCGUAGAUGCGGCAUGAUCACACGUAGAGAAGCGGAACGUCUCUGCAAGUCCUUCCUGGGCGACAACGCACCGCCUAGGUCAGUGGGGGAUGACGCUCGCAAUUAUUGUAGCCCUGAAAAUAUUUUACAAAACAUUGUUCCCUACUCAAGA
Molecule: messenger RNA, 609 nt
Organism: Nylanderia fulva
Lineage: Eukaryota; Metazoa; Arthropoda; Insecta; Hymenoptera; Formicidae
Source: RefSeq, a predicted model, not a curated record